CGAGUUUUCUAUAACCCCCAGUUUUUCCUCAUCUUGACUCUUUGGGCCUGAAUUAUCUCAUCCAUCUCCAGCAUGUCGUCCCACGUCCGCAACGUCACAGUCCCAUGGGUUCCACUCGCCGAAUUCGAUUGGUCCUUCGCCCGCUCCGGCCCUCUCCCCUGGAACCAAACCGUGUGGUCCAUCAUUGCCGUCUUCACCGCCCUACCAAUCUGGAUGACCUUCGAACUGACGCUCUGGAUCUUCUACAGCUUCCGGCGCUACCGGGGCCUCUACUUUUGGUCGGUCCUUGCUUGCACAUGGGGCACCACCAUCCACGCUCUCGGCUUUGUGCUUAAAAUCUGCGUACCACAGUGCAAUUGGAUUCUCGCAACAGUACUUGCCGAGAUUGGAUGGGUGGGCAUGGUGACCGGAUUUUCCGUGGUCCUGUACUCGCGGCUUGGGUUGCUUCUCGCAGGAGGCGUCCACAAAAGAACAUGGAUGAAUCUCACUCUCGCGAUGAUUGUCACGGAUGCGUUCUUGUUCCACGUCCCCACCAUCGUCUUUCAGUUCGGCGUUUCCAGUGCCCCAACGCACGACAAAUAUCUGCCGUUCAUGGCGCCCAUGGAGCGCGUACAAGUCAUGGCCUUCUCCGUCCAAGAAACUCUCAUCUCGGCGAUGUACAUUUACCAUACCCGCAAGUAUCUUCGCAACUCUUUUCAAAAGGACACCCGCAAGACCAUCGCUCUCUUGAUCUGGGUCCAAGUCAUCGUCAUCCUCUGCGACGUCCUCGUUAUAACGCUCGAUUACCUCGAGUACUUUUCGCUGAAAGCGGUGCUCCAUUCUUUCGUCUAUGCGUUCAAGUUACAGCUCGAGUUUGUCAUUCUCAAUGAUAUCAAAGCUAUGGCACAGAAAGGAAGCCUUGCAUUAAGAAGUCCGAAUUCUGGACAAGUGUGCGCUCUUGAAUCGGAUGGUGGAUCGCCCAAGUCAUCUGCAGUAUUUUCCGGGAAAAGGAAUUGGAGGUCUUUUGGCCUCAAUCUACAUUCACAGAAGGGACCUCAAGAGAUACAACUCGGUACGGGGGUUAGAUAUCAUGGCUCUAUGGGUAGCAUCACGUCUGGAGAUGGCUCUGCAGCUCACGUCAAGGCAGAUUCGCACAAGGUAGCUAACAACGGAUUCAUUACUACCCACCCGAUCACCGAAACUUAG
This is a messenger RNA of Cucurbitaria berberidis CBS 394.84, 1185 nucleotides long. RefSeq lists its product as uncharacterized. The record is from RefSeq and is a predicted model, not a curated record. Lineage: Eukaryota; Fungi; Ascomycota; Dothideomycetes; Pleosporales; Cucurbitariaceae. The coding region runs from base 73 to 1185 and encodes 370 amino acids. The transcript has a single exon.